This is a messenger RNA of Funneliformis mosseae, 1371 nucleotides long. The record is from the annotation of a GenBank genome assembly. Lineage: Eukaryota; Fungi; Glomeromycota; Glomeromycetes; Glomerales; Glomeraceae.
AUGGCCACUAAAGGACCACCCAAAAAAAAAAUAAAGAAAAUUAAUACUACAGUAGAGGAGAUAAUUGAUGUAAAACAAGAAAUAUUAGGGACGGUCAUUGCCCAAUUGAAAUCUAUUAAUGGUGAAGUUACUGGUUCACCUUUAAGUUUACCUGCAAACGAUGAACCACUUCCUUAUGCAUUUUCAGUUGAUGAUAAAGAAAUCACGAAUACACUUUAUAAUGAUAUUAUUCAAGGAUUAAAAAAAUCAACUGAAGAUGUGUUAACUAUUGUUUAUCAACCACAAGCUAUAUUUCGUGUUCGAGCUGUGACUCGAUGCACGUCUACACUUAGCGGACAUACUGAUGCAAUCCUAUCGAUUAGCUUUAGUCCUGAUGGCACUCAACUUGCAACUGGAUCAGGCGACACCACUGUAAGAAUAUGGGAUCUCAACACGGAAACUCCUCAUUUCACCUGCAGAGGACACGCAAAUUGGGUGUUAUACAUCUCAUGGUCUCCAAAUGGUAAAAUAUUGGCUUCCGGAAGUAUGGAUAAAACCGUUAGAUUAUGGGAUCCAUCAACAGGAAGACCAUUAGGAGAUCCAUUAAAAGGACACACACAAUGGAUAACAUGUUUAGCAUGGGAGCCGCAACAUCUGAUAUGGGAUACUACAUUAAGACGAGUCGUAAUGAACAUGUCACAACAUACCGCGGCCGUUACUUAUAUAAAAUGGGGAGGUGAUGGACUUCUUUAUUCUGCUAGUCGGGAUAAAACAAUUAAAGUUUGGAAUGCGACUCAAGGAACCCUUAUUAGAACCUUAGAAGGACAUGGUCAUUGGGUUAAUACUAUGGCAUUAAGUACGGAUUUUGUAUUAAGAACUGGUGCUUUUGAUCAUACCGGUAGAAUUCCGAAAGAUGAAAAUGAAGCACAGGAGUGGGCUUUGGCUAGAUAUAAGGCUGUAGUUGGAAAUAAACCAGAGCGAUUGGUCUCUGGUAGUGAUGACUUUACAAUGUUCUUUUGGGAACCUAGUACAAGUAAAAAAUCAAUUGCUCGAUUAACGGGACAUCAAAAAUUAGUAAAUCAUGUGUGUUUUUCACCUGAUGGCCAUUUAUUUGCUAGUGCAAGUUUUGAUAAUUCAGUUAAACUUUGGGAUGGUUUUACGGGAAAAGGGCAUGUCGGUCCUGUUUAUCAAGUUUGUUGGUCCUCUGAUAGUAGAUUACUCAUUAGUGCUAGCAAAGAUAGUACAUUAAAAAUUUGGGAUUUAAAAACCAAACAAAUUAAAUUAGAUUUACCGGGUCAUUUUGAUGAGAUAUUUAGCGUUGAUUGGAGUCCAAGCGGAGAAAAGGUUGCAAGUGGUGGCAAGGAUCGUCAAUUAAAGAUAUGGAGAAAUUAA